This is a messenger RNA of Lactuca sativa (garden lettuce), 1614 nucleotides long. The record is from RefSeq and is a predicted model, not a curated record. Lineage: Eukaryota; Viridiplantae; Streptophyta; Magnoliopsida; Asterales; Asteraceae.
AUGGAACAAAUGAAAUUUGGAACUAAAUGGAGACUUUGGAUUAGGGGAUGUUUGGAAUCAGCGAAAGCUUCUGUAAUAAUCAACGGGAGCCCAACAAUCGAAUUCCCUAUGACGAAAGGGGUUCAACAAUGCGACCCACUCUCUCCCUUCCUCUUUAUUAUUGCGAUGGAAGGGUUAAAUAUGGCAAUGAAGACGGCGGUUGAAAAAGGGGUUUUUGAAGGGAUAAGAUUCUCUAACUCUAACAUUUGCUUAUCUCAUCUGUUUUAUGCAGAUGAUGCACUUUUCAUUGGCGAAUGGUCGAGGCGUAACAUCGCUAAUCUGGCUCGAAUAUUGAGGUGUUUCCAUAUCGUGUCCGGACUAAAGGUGAAUUUUAACAAAUGCAAGGUAUUUGGGGUUGGUGCUCCGUCUCUUGAAGUUUUGCAUUGGUCAGCCCCUCUUGGAUGUGAACCAUCGUCUCUCCCGUUCACUUAUCUCGGUAUCCCAGUGGGGGACAAUAUGAAUUUGAAAAAAGCAUGGAGACCUAUAAUUGAAAAGUUCCGCUCCAAGCUUUCUUCUUGGAAAGCGAAAUCGCUUAGCUUUGGUGGGAGAGUAACUCUAGCAAAGGCGGUCUUGGGUCAUCUGCCAAGUUAUUUUAUGUCUAUCUUUAGGGUCCCGAAAGGUGUCAUUGAUACUCUCGAAAAAAUAAGAAGAACUUUCAUCUGGAGUAAGGAAUACAACAAAAAAGGUAUAAGUUGGGUUGGCUGGGACAAGAUUAUUGCACCAAAAAAAGUGGGUGGUAUCGGGUUAGGGUCGAUAUAUUCCUUGAACAUUUCUUUAUUAGCAAAAUGGUUGUGGCGACUAAAAUCGGAUAGUAGUGUAUUGUGGGCUAAAGUCAUUAGAGGUGUCCACAAUUUAGAUGAGAGACAUUGGUCUUGCUUCGCUAGUAGUACCAGUAAAGGAGUAUGGAAAAAUAUAACAAAAAUCAGGCCUUUGAUGAUGAAAGUUAACAUUCAUCCUAAGGAGAUUGUAUCAUGGAACUCGGAUAGUAAAUGUUGGGCAUCGGAAUUUAUGAUUGAUAAUAGAUUCUCUGUGAGUUUGAUAAGGGAUCGCUUUGAACUGGCAGGACAUAUUGUAUGCGACAGACCUUUUGACUGGAACAAAAUGAUCCCAUUCAAAAUUCUAUGUUUCAUAUGGAGAGCGAAACAGGGCAGAAUCCCUUUUGCAGUUGAACUUAAAUCCAGGGGGAUUAUUAUCCCCUCUACUGUUUGUAUUUCAUGUAAGCAAGAGGAGGAGACUAGUGAUCAUAUGUUGAUCACAUGCCAAUCGGUGAGGACCGUGAUGAAUGAAAUCCUUAACUGGUGUGUAAUCAGGUGUGAUAACUUUAAUUCAGUAAAAGACAUGUUGCUAUUUAUUUCGAGAUGGAGCAAAUGCAAAAAAAGGAGAAGUAUGUUGAACGUAAUUCUUUGUGGAGCUUUGUGGUGCAUUUGGAUCGAUAGGAACAAUAGGGUAUUCAAUAAUUUUCCUGUUGUUCCGACAAACACAGUAGAAAUGGUGAAAUCGUUAUCUUUCAUUUGGUGCAAGCACAGAGGGCCAUGUAAUAACAUUGAUUGGCGAAUUUUGAACUUAUGUCCGUAG